CCUAUCCUGUCUUCCUCACAGAUUCUGCGCUGUGUCUCUAGCGAUAGCUGAUCGCCUAGGGAUGCACUGUCUAUGACUACAGGAGAUUCCUCCACAACAGUCCCCUCAACCCCAACCGUGCGUGCGCGCCGCAGCAACCGCAACAACACAACUUCUAUCUCCCACGCACCGGCAAAAUGGUUGGCAAGAAAUCAGGAAAAGCCCUUCUUCGAGAUGAAGGUCUCGAAAGAACGGAUAACAACAUGGACUUGUCGAGCUGGCCUCAAAUCGCUCCAAUUAACCAGAAAAACUACUAUACUGACUACCUUAAGAGAGACGACCAACUCCUUGCCUUCCGGCUCCAAAAUGAAGAAGCUCGCAACCGCAUGACCAAAUCCGCCAAAGACCGGGACCGAGCACUUGCCCUAGGCAAACAGGAACAAGGCGAGGCUGAGGUGGAUGGUGAUACGGUGAUGGAAGACGCCGAAGAGGCACCCACAGAGGCAGCGGGGUCUAAGGUCAUCGUUAUCCACGUCGGAAGCCAGAACCUGCGCAUAGGGCUUGCGAGUGACGCGCUUCCUAAAACGGUGCCUAUGGUUAUUGCCAGAAAGUCCGCCAAAAAUGAGUCUGAAGAAGAAGGCGUUGAGCCACGGCCAAAGCGACUUAAAUUAGACGAAGACGAAGAUGAAGAGGGGAUUGAGCCAGAGAAGCAAUUUGGGCCAGAGUUCGCAGCAGAAUACACUUCGAUGUCAGCUGACCUCAAGGUGCAUAUGAGGCAAAAUAAGAGGAGAACACUGCCAAACUCCAAGGAAAUGGUCAUCAACUACAAUCGCAGAACACAGCCCGAGCAUAUUCCAGAACAUAAUGACCCCGAAAGAAUCGAAUGGACUGAGAUUCCUAGUCCAGCUCCAGAAUAUAUUACUGGACAGGAGGCUCUUAGAAUACCCGACGACUCAAAUCCGCGAUACAAGCUGUCUUGGCCAAUCCGUCAUGGAUGGUGCAACGAAGAAGCAUAUGACAACACCCGGUUUUUAUUCCUUGACAUCUCAUUGAUCCUAGAAGACGCUAUCAAAACGCAACUAGGCCUGACGAGCAAGAAGGAAUGGCCCAACUAUUCGUGUGUCUUUGUCAUCUCGGAUCUCUACGAAAAAACCUACGUCACCAAUAUCUUGGAGAUGCUAAUGAAGGAGUUCUCCUUUGCGCGAGUCUGCUUUAUUCAAGAAGCCCUCGCAGCCUCCUUCGGCGCUGGAUUCACGUCUGCUUGCAUCGUCGACAUCGGAGCACAAAAGACAUCUAUCUGCUGUGUAGAAGAAGGAAUGUGCAUUGAAAACUCGCGCGUGAAUCUCAAAUACGGAGGCUACGACGUCACCGAGACAUUCAUCCGCAUGAUGCUCUACGACCAUUUCCCAUACACCGAGAUCAACCUCAACCAGCGGUACGAUUUCCUCCUCGCAGAGGAAUUGAAAAAGAACAUCUGCACCAUGCUCGAAACCGGCGUUUCGGUGACAGUCUUCGACUUCCAUCUCCGCAUUUCCGGGCAGGAUACCAGGAAGUACGCAUUCAAGGCCUACGAUGAACAACAUCUCGCGGCAUUGGGCUUCUUCAACCCAUCCAUCUUCGACAACACCGCGAAACUCAACGGCCGUCACAAACUCCUCACACGGUCAUACGAUAUCUACGAUGGUCAGCCCAAUGACCCUACAUCAGCCGCACAGUCCGAGAUCCUGUCUGCCAUCGCACCCCCAGCCCCUGAACCGGCCGCCGAUGACGAAAAACAAACUUCCAAUGGCACACACGACAUCCAAGCCACACCCAGCCGCUCCCAGCAACACCUCAACGUCCUCAACCGCAUCCAGGACUCCGAAGCAACCCCUCGCUCCUCCGUCGCUGGCUCCCCAGCCCCGGAAGCCAGCAGCACACCUCAAAUCAACAACGGAACCGGCACACCCGCACCCACCACCGACAAACUCUCCACUACCCUCUUACCCCCAGCCCCUCGCGCCCCCUCAAUCGAAGAACGCGACGACGUCCUCCCCAUCUUCCCACUCGACCAAGCAAUCCUGACCUCCGUCGAGCACGCUGCGCGCUCCGAUGAUCGCAAAAUGCGGGAUUUCAUGGGCGGAAUCAUGCUGGUGGGGGGCGGCAGCCAGAUCACAGGCUUCCAUGCCUACCUCGAGGCACGCCUACACACGCUGCGGCCGACAUUCGCAAAGGAGAUUAUGAUUGGCACACCACCGCGGGAUCUGGAUCCGCAAGUAGUGGUGUGGAAGGGGGCCAGUGUGUUUGGGAAACUGAAUACGACGAAUGAUAGUUGGAUUGGAAGGUUGGAGUAUGAUCGGUUGGGGAGUCGGUUGUUGGCUUAUAAAUGUAUGUGGGCUUACUAAAAUAAAUGUAAAGGUAUGAUAUCGGUUUUGUAAGUUUUAUGUUCAUUGAUGUGGGUCGGUGUUGGUUUGUUGGUUUUGUGGUUGAAUGUCAGGCGGUUUUGUUACAGCGGCAGAAUUGAAACUUGGGAAUGAAAUUUGGUACCUUUAUUUUUUCGGCAAGAUUGAAUGGCAACACUUGGAGUAGGAUUAAGGUGAAACUGCCAUCUUGAUACACCACAGUAUGCUCGCAUGUGACAUGUCCGCUGGCACAUGGCAUAUUGCGCUGCUAUCUGUAGUCCAGCCCAUAUCCCAUGCCAGACAGCGAGCUUUGAUUUUUGACAUAGUUUACCCGAUCCAGUUUUGUGAUGCUAUAAUAUAGACCCCUAUUCCUCUCUUGGCAGAC
Messenger RNA from Talaromyces proteolyticus, 2745 nucleotides. RefSeq names its product putative chromatin remodeling complex subunit. Gene Ontology annotation, biological process: double-strand break repair; regulation of DNA-templated transcription. The record is from RefSeq and is a predicted model, not a curated record. Gene Ontology annotation, cellular component: Ino80 complex. The coding region runs from base 177 to 2363 and encodes 728 amino acids. Lineage: Eukaryota; Fungi; Ascomycota; Eurotiomycetes; Eurotiales; Trichocomaceae. The transcript is spliced from 4 exons.